ACCAUUAAGGGCCUCGCCUCAUUAGUCUAUCGGUAAUCGACGUCGGCAGCAAGCACAUCUUCCACCAUAGGGCCUAUCAGGGUGCAAAGGCAGGAAGCAGCGGCAGCAGCGGUGCAUUCGCAACUUCACAACGGCCACAGCAGUAUGAGUGACACCUGCGGCUCGAAGGUGAUCGAGUUCUACCAGGACUCGGUCGUCCUGAUUACCGGUGCGAGCGGUUUCCUCGGGAAGGUGCUGCUGGAAAAGCUGCUCCGAUGUUUGGACGCGCGCAAGAUAUACGUCCUAAUUCGCCGAAAGCGUGACUACAGUGCACAGAUGCGAUUAGACCAGAUUCUUAAGUCGAUGUUAUUUGACCGUGUUCGGAACGAGACCAAGGCAGCGAAGACCCUAUUUGACAAGAUCGAGGCGGUCGAGGUGAACUUCGAGCGGGAUGAUCUCGGCCUAGACCCGGCGCUGCGCGAUCGGCUCCGGCAGGAGGUGGAGGUCGCAUUCAAUCUGCUCGCUUCCGUUAACUUCAACGAAGCGCUCGACCAGGCGCUGGAAACGAACGUCGAGUGUACGCGGCGCGUGCUCAACCUGCUCAGCGGUGCCCGGCGCAUCAAGUCCGUCAUCCACGUGUCGACGUUCUACUCGAACUGCAACCGGACGCUGAUCGAGGAGAAGAUCUACGACGAUAUCGGGUUCGGCGGGUACGACAACAUCAAGAGCACGUUCGCGAAGCUGCAGGACGACCACAAACAGUUCCUGUCGCCGGUCGUACUUGGCACGUUCCCGAACUCGUACACGUUCAGCAAAAAGUGUGCCGAGGUGGUGGUGCGCGACAAGUUCGGCCACCUGCCAAUCGGCAUAUUUAGACCACCGAUAGUGACCUCCAGCUACCGGGAGCCCGUACCUGGAUGGGUCGAUAACUUUAACGGACCGAGCGGCAUGGUGGUUCCACUGUCCCAGGGCCUCUACAGUGCCGCCCUGCUGGAUCCCAAAAAGAAGCCGUUCAUCGUACCGGUCGACUUCUGCGUCAAUGCGCUGCUCGUGUGCGCGUACGAUGUGAGCAAAUCGAGCGUCACCAAGAGCAUUCCCGUGUACAACUACACCGACGACUGCAACCUCUGGACCUGGGACCAGGUGAUCAACGGGUUCUUCAGCGGUCUCGGACCAAUCCGGAAACUAGUGGCAAAAUACUUCACCGGCACAAUCACGGUCAACCCGGUGCGGUACGCAAUCUGCAAGCGAAUCAUGAUGUUCCAGGCCUUCUGUCUGGAUCUGAUCCGGACCUUCACUGGAAAAGAAAAAAUCAUGCAACGAUUGUUCUCUAAGAUGGUGACGCUGAGCGAAGUGUUGCGCUUCUUCUGCCUGAACGACUGGAAGAUGACUAACGCCAACAUCCGCCGGAUCAGCGAGGAGAUGUCACCGCUCGAGGCGGAACUGUUCCCGCUCGACAUCAGGAAGAUCGACUGGACCGAGUACUACCGGAACUUUGUGCCGGGUGUGAUCAAGUACGCCGUCCAGCCGCGCAGCCCGCGCAGCCCCAGCAUCAGCGAGCGGAAGCUGAAGGAAUCGAAACAGAUACGGGAAUCGAAAAAGCUCAACAGUGGCCUGUUCUACCUGCUGUGGAGCUCCGUCUUUAUUAUCGCGCUGAAGAUAUUCAAAAAUCUCUUCAACAAGGUGUGAAGAACUUUCCAACUCCAAGUACGCUUCCAAUUUAUUUAGGUUGAAUUUAAGUCGGAAAAUGGGACACGAACACAACAGCAAAACACAUACAAACACAUAUAC
This is a messenger RNA of Anopheles maculipalpis, 1770 nucleotides long. RefSeq names its product fatty acyl-CoA reductase wat-like. Gene Ontology annotation, molecular function: alcohol-forming very long-chain fatty acyl-CoA reductase (NADP+) activity. Bases 145 to 1668 code for a protein of 507 amino acids. The record is from RefSeq and is a predicted model, not a curated record. Gene Ontology annotation, biological process: long-chain fatty-acyl-CoA metabolic process. Gene Ontology annotation, cellular component: peroxisome. The transcript has 5 exons. NCBI's taxonomy places the organism in Eukaryota, Metazoa, Arthropoda, Insecta, Diptera, Culicidae.